Molecule: messenger RNA, 2553 nt
Organism: Pezoporus flaviventris
Lineage: Eukaryota; Metazoa; Chordata; Aves; Psittaciformes; Psittacidae
Product: protein-lysine methyltransferase METTL21E-like
Exons: 5
Coding region: 116-880 (254 amino acids)
Biological process (GO): peptidyl-lysine methylation
Cellular component (GO): cytoplasm; cytosol
Molecular function (GO): protein-lysine N-methyltransferase activity
Source: RefSeq, a predicted model, not a curated record
GCUUCAGAGCACACUCCUGCAGUGGCUGCGGGGAAAGCAGCCCAGCAAUUAAGAGCUACUCUGUUGUCCUACUGUCUUUGUAAAGCUGCGAGAGAAGCAGGUUUUGUGGCAUAGCAUGGAUUUGACAUCAUCACAACAUAAUCAUCUACAGAAUGAACUGAUAAAAGAAAGACAAGAAGGGGAAAAAGAAGAUGAACAGAUAGUUGCAGAAAUCAUGAGAAGGCGUUUUUUUCCUGCUGUUAUAACUCAUAAGACCUGGGAAGGCUUUCACUUUGCUGGCCAUGAGAUAAGAAUUACAGAAGCCAUUGAUUGUUAUGGGGCAGUCGUCUGGCCAUCGGCUCUUGUUCUAUGUUAUUUUUUGGAAACUAAUUCUAAACAAUGCAAUUUGGUUGACAAAAAUGUGAUUGAAAUUGGAGCUGGAACUGGGUUGGUCUCCAUAGUAGCCAGUUUACUGGGUGCACUUGUGACUGCCACUGAUUUGCCAGAACUGCUUGGAAACCUCCAGCACAAUGUUCUCCGAAAUACAAAGAUGAAAUGCAAGCACCAGCCUCAUGUUAAGGCAUUGUCUUGGGGAGUUGAUCUGGAAAAGAAUUUUCCUAGGUCUUCCUGUCACUUUGACUACAUUAUGGCUGCUGAUGUAGUUUACCACCAUCCCUUCCUGGAUGAACUCCUCCUAACUUUUGAUCACUUGUGCAAGAAUGACACUGUUAUUCUGUGGGCUAUGAGAUUUCGGUUGGAAAAGGAGAACCAAUUUGUUGGCAGAUUUCAGACACUGUUUAAUUUAGAGGUGCUUUCUGAUUUCCCCAGUUUGAACAUAACCCUGUAUAAGGCGAUGAGGAAAAGCAGGAUGACAACCAGACCUUUCAAACUCAUGGUCUAAAAGAGAGGGAGAGGGAGGUGACAGCUUCAGCUGUUCUCCAGCUUGUUCUCUUUCCAGUAAUUUCCACCCUAGUAGCUGGUAACACCUGCAUGAAUGACAUCUUUAGAAUUAGGUAAAACAAAACAUCAGAUUCUUAGUGCAUCCCUAACAAAUUCCUAAAUUCAAUUUGCUGAUACAUUUCUUCUGCAGAUGAAGCUAUAUUUGACAUUUUCUUGACUUCUAUGUGCUAAGCUGACGCUACUAAUAACUUUUGCAAGUCUUACCUUUAUUGUUAUGGUUAUGUAAUGAAUAUUUUCAUUAGCUUUCAAUUGCAGCUUUGCAUGGUGUCUUAUAAGAUCAACUGAUCAUUUAAAACUUGAGACUAUGAUAAAUCUUUAUAUUUAAAAAUUGUGGUGUUAAAUGUGAUCUUUCCCUCUUCUCACUAUUGUGUGAAUCCUUCAUUUGAAUAGCCUUUAUAGCAUAUUAGCUGAAAAAAAACCAUCACCUGGGAAAUAUACUGUCAUAACAAAGGGACAGAAUGUAUUAGUUACCAUUUGAUUUAAUGAUUAUGCUUUUUUCCCCCUCCAUUUUUUUAUUUAGAUUUGGGGAUUCUUCAACAGACAGCUGCACACACACAGAUUUAAAUGUCUUUUUGCUUGAACAAAGGUCUUGGAUAAGAAAAGUACAGCAUAUCACAAGGUGCCCUUUGUAAAGACCUUAAAUUCUUGGAGGUCUGCUUCUCCAAAAAUAGACGGUUAUCUGGACCUCAGGGAACAGCAAUGGAAAAAGGACAGUGGCCGUCCAAAGAAGUUUUGCACUGCCAGCUGGUGGUGUCUGGAGGUAGGAAAAUAAACCAGCCUGACACAGUGCGGCUGAAGCAUGGGCAGGCUUGGAUGAUAAUUUGGUUUUGUAGUGUGAGAAAACAACAUGCUUUUCUCCUAGCCAAUCAACACUGUGUGUUCCUGUUCUCAGUGCUCAGAUUAAUGUCCUUAGAAGUCUAUCAGAGAACUUUCUUUUGGGAAGAUUAAUAAAAUUAUUCUUUGCACACUGCAUAUUUUCUGAUUCUGUUCGUAAUUGAGUGCGAGAUACCUUCAAAUCCCUUGCAGACUUGAGAAGAAAACCUAUCUCAUGUGCUAAUGUCUGGGUACUAAUGUAACCACCUCUGUUGCAUGCAAUUGCUCUAGUAACAUGAGGACUCUGGGCCUUGUCAGUCUUCACUGGUUUAGUUUCUAUUCACAGUUCCUCCAGGAAUUUUUUAUUUAUUAUCAGAUUUGAGCAUACAAAUUUUUUUUUCCAUGCUGUGUAAUAGAAAUAAUUCAGUUUAAGUGAAUAAAGAAAACAUGGAUUUCUGCCAUUUCAAGAUUUUCUCUCCCUGCUUUCUUCCUCCUAACUCACUUGCAACCAUCAAAUCCACUGCAAUUGGAAUUCUAAUCCUUUCAUCCCAAAGGGCAUCUCUGUUUACAAAUGUUUCAUGGAUAAAUGGGUUGGCGCUGUAAUUAGUGAGAAACAGCAGAAAUAUCCUGUGAACUCCCUAGUGAUGAGGGCUAAAGAGGAAGACUACAGCAAAAUAUUUAUAUAUGAUCACUUUUAAAUAGGCGUUCUGCUGAUUAGCUCUCCUAUUUGGGCUACAGGCUGUCCCCCCGCUGAGCUCCUGUUGAAGUCAACAGGAGAUGUAUUUGUUGAAUGGAUGCGGG